CGUCACACAUUUUGCUUUUCAACCAAUCCCAGCCAUUCACUCUAGCUCAUGCUGCAACGAAGAGCUCCGUUAGUGCUGCGACGCUGCCUGUCAACGGCAACUGGUCUGCGCCGCGCCAAAGGACUGAACCUCACUCCGUACGUGUCUCCUCUGCUGUUGCGAUUGCAUCCUGACACGGUACAGCGCCAAGCUCCCGCUUUGGCUCAGGAGAACGAAGAGGCACUCAAGCAGCUCAACAUCUUCCUCGAGUUGGCUGCGUCCGGCUGCAACAACGACGCAUUCAAUGCGCGCAAACAGGUUGUGGCUCUGAGCGAGAGCCGCCAAGCAGUUUCCGAGGAGCCGGUGCGGUUUCCACUGGUUUUUAAUGUCCCGGCGGACGAUUCCGAGACCCAGGAGCACGUGGACGAGUUCGUUCAAGUUAAGUACACUGUAGAAGUGCCGGGGCGUCUGGUGAAGCGCACACUGUCCAAUCUUGGACGGUCUGUUAGUGUCCGUAAUGACCCCGAGGCUGCACUGCAUGCCCCAUUUGCACGGGAAUGGCAGCGCACUACGAAACGAAUUCUGCAGGAUUUGUUCCAGAUUGCACAAGUGCCUCUUGUAGUGGAAGAAGGAGAAGAAACAAAGACGACAGCGUUGGCUGAGUGGCUGGCUGAAGAAGAAACUGUUGCAGAUCAAGCGGACAUGCACGGAAUUCGUGUUGGAGAGCAGAACCGAGCGAAGAAGCGAGAGCACGAACAGUUUGACAAGAUGUUCCACCAGAUGCUCACGCACGAAAAGAAUAUCGUACAGGAAACGACGACGGGGCUGGAAGAUGGACCGACUACGCAACAUGCUGUAUUGACUAGUUUACUGCACUCGAGACUCUUCCUGCCAAAGUUUCGAGAUCCGCAUAUGAAGAAGAGCGCGUUCCACUGGAUUGCGAACCUCUUGCUCGUCAACUUCAUGGAGCUGCGUCUGCACAGUCUCGUGUGGAAUAAAAUCACGCUACUGAUCACUGCCGACGCCGAGGUGGAAGAGCCUCAGGUGUCUUGGGAUGAAGAAGCUCCUGAACAGGGCAUGGGGAUCCUCAUUCCUGUUGGCAUGGACGUCGAUGUACUGAUCGACUUUAUUUACGAGAACGUUGAGGAUCUGGAAUUUGCACUGGAAGAGAAAAGUGCUCGGGCUGAAGCGGCAGCCAAAGAGCAGCAACGUCUUCGAAGAGAGAAGAAGAAACAGAAGAGGAAACAAAAGCGGCGAGGACACUUUUACCAAGAUGAGCUAAACGCUAUCUUCCGACGAUGAUAGGAUCAUCACAAACCUAGAAUCAAUACAAUUACUGUUCUAAAUUCUAGAAUAAGUGGGUCAUCGUUGUGUAGAGAUUUGAAGUUAAUAUAUGAGAUGCUAAAAGCUAAAAGCUAAA
Messenger RNA from Phytophthora nicotianae INRA-310, 1399 nucleotides. RefSeq lists its product as hypothetical. NCBI's taxonomy places the organism in Eukaryota, Oomycota, Peronosporomycetes, Peronosporales, Peronosporaceae. The transcript has 2 exons. The coding region runs from base 49 to 1281 and encodes 410 amino acids. The record is from RefSeq and is a predicted model, not a curated record.